Messenger RNA from Lactuca sativa (garden lettuce), 1602 nucleotides. Lineage: Eukaryota; Viridiplantae; Streptophyta; Magnoliopsida; Asterales; Asteraceae. The record is from RefSeq and is a predicted model, not a curated record.
AUGAAGGAUGCUCUAAUUGCGUCAAUUGCAACCUUCCAUAUGAAGAAGAUCAUCACCUCUGACCCAGUCAAGUUUCAUCACAAUGGUUCGAUUCCGGAGUCAAUGUACCGAAGUGUUACCCCACACAGUAAGGUGAUGGCCGACUAUAGCAAGAUUCAUCCCACAAAGUCGGGAGUUCUAACUACCGAACAACAAGCUGCUUUAGAUGCUCUUGACAAGCCGAGUAACCGAGGCAAACGGGUGACUACUAAGAAGGAGACAACAGAGCAUAAACCCUCUAUUCCUUCCAAAAGCAAGAAGCGAAAGUCAGAUACCGAAAGUUCUUCUAAGCCAAUGAAGAUCAAACGAAUGGCACGAAAACCUAAGAGUCCAUCUACUUUACAAUCUGACAACGAAGAUGAUGAAGAAGCCGCAUCUCCACAUGUGUCUCCAAGAGGUGAUACUCCACCUAGAUCUCCUUCCCUAACUCAAGAAGUUAACAUUCCAACUCCACCACCAUCACGAAAACAAUCCCCUCCUAAACCCGAAGAUGUUAAAAUUCCAACUCCACCCCCUUCACCAAAACAAACAACCCCACCACCGAAACAGCCAACUCCAACACCGACACCGAAAGUUCUAGUUUCGGUUAUUCCCACUACUACAACCGAAACUUCUCUACCACCUCCACCUGUAUCUUCUCUUUCUAUUUCCAUAACACCUUUCUCUACUCCAAUCAUUACCCCAUUCACAACCACUACAAUCCCUGAACAAACAACAAGGGUCAACGUAUCUAAUACGGGGGCACCUACUGUAUCCGACACCCCUGUCAUCACUAUACCUCCAUCGCCAACCCAAUCAACCGGAUCCGGUGCUACUCUUGGAGGCGACAAUGAUGAGUAUGUCUCCACAUACUUUAGUCCCUAUCGGUUACAAUCUGAUGAAGAUACUGAAGCUCCAAUCAACCACCAACACUUAGCCAGUAUUCAUGAAAAGUUGGAUAAAUUGCUUGCUGAUACUCAAGCCUAUGGAGGAGUUGUUCUUAAAGCUUUUGUGGAGACAGCUAUAGAGCAAUAUAAAAAAAAAACUAUAGAUAAAUCAACCGAUGCCAUCAAAGAAUCGACUUCAGUUUGCCAGAAAGCUUCUGCUGAUGUGACUGAAGUUAUUCGCACCACACAUAUCUUCUUAGAUUCUUUGAAAGGUCAUGCGGAUACAAAUUCUGCUACACUUCGUGAAUCGGUUGCCUCUCUUUCUCGGUCUUUAAAGGAAGAACAUAAGAAGUUUGAAGAAGUUCGUUCCUCGAUACAAGUUGAUAAUGCCUCUCUCAUUAGUUUGGUUUCCUCCAAACUGGACUCUCUACAUGCAGAUAUUUCCAAUGAGGGUGCACUAAAAGAAGAAAUUGCAAGACAAGCCUCUACAAUCGCAGUUCAGCAUGUGCAGCUUGCUCAGGUAGAGAAGGAGAUUUCAUUGUUGAAAACCGAAAGAGCUGUCUUUCGUAGUUGUGCCAACGAUGUUAAGGACAUGUUGACCAACAUACUUGGUGCUGAUGAUCCGAUUCUGACUCUCACCAUUCACAAUCAUCUCCAACCAAACUUCUUCCCGCCCUUGCUAUUCUUCAUGAAAUGA